Liolophura sinensis is the source of this 4252-nucleotide messenger RNA. RefSeq lists its product as uncharacterized. Lineage: Eukaryota; Metazoa; Mollusca; Polyplacophora; Chitonida; Chitonidae. Gene Ontology annotation, molecular function: calcium ion binding. The coding region runs from base 120 to 4118 and encodes 1332 amino acids. The record is from RefSeq and is a predicted model, not a curated record. The transcript has 12 exons.
AGUGCGCAGAUAUAAACGAGUGCCUCGUGGAAAACGGUGGAUGCCAACAGGAGUGUCAAAAUACCAACGGAUCGUUCACAUGUGACUGCUUUGCCGGAUAUGCUCUGCUGCCAGGAGGAAUGGCAUGUGGAGACGUUAAUGAGUGCGAAGUGGACAAUGGCGGGUGCGCACAAACGUGUGACAACAGCGUCGGUUUCUAUAACUGUACUUGUCAAGACGGCUUUAUACUGGAUACUAACGAAAUGGAUUGUACCGAUAUUGAUGAGUGCGUUGAAGAUGGAGGACAUUGCCAACACGAGUGUGUGAAUAUCCCAGGGUCCUUUGCGUGCGCGUGCCCAGCUGGCUUCACGGUAGGCAUCGAUGGAGCUUCGUGCAAAGAUGUGGACGAAUGUUUCGUGAGCAAUGGUGGAUGUGACCAGGACUGUGAAAACAAUAACGGUUCCUUCGUUUGUUAUUGCCAGCAAGGAUAUGGUCUAGGGGCAGACGGCAGGAGCUGCGAAGACACUGAUGAAUGCUCAUUGAGCAGUGACAAAUGCAGUGACCUGUGUAUAAAUGACCCCGGGACAUACCAUUGCAGCUGUUCUGUUGGCUAUACAUUGAUGACAGAUGGUGUUUCCUGCCAAGACAUUGACGAAUGCACAGAGUCAAACGGUGGCUGCGAGGGAUUAUGCAAUAACACUGCUGGCUCGUGGGAAUGUUCAUGCGCGGAUGGAUUUCUGUUGGCUGCAGAUGGUUUGUCGUGUCAAGAUGCCUCAAAAUGCCCAUUCAAUGGUAAUAUCAACUGCUGGCCACUGUGUACUGAAUUGGAUGACAGCAGCUGUGAGUGUCCGGAUGACACUGUCAUUCAUACCGACGGCAGUCACUGCAUAGACCCCUGCUAUUCCAGUCCAUGUUUCAAUGGCGGCCAAUGUCAUGUGACAAACACGAGUUUCCAGUGCGACUGCAAUGGGACUGGUUAUACUGGGGAAUUCUGUCACCAAGGAGUGGUCAGCUUCCCAAAAGUUGUUGCGGCAUAUGUCAAUGAUAUGUCUGAAAUAUACGUAUUCCACGCAAGCCCAAAACGCCAGCUUGUGUUGCGUGCCGAAACUGAUGACGACACACAGUUGUUUCCAAACCCUUUGGUCAUUAUGCAUCCGGCGACGUCAGCAUCAUUUCAAGUCCGAUCAAAGACAAGAGGACUUCAUCUCGUUAAAUGGAAGGCAGAAGGACCCGACUCUCAGCAGUACAAUGAAAUUCCAUCUCUCAAAGUUGUCAUUGAGGACGUUUUUACUCGGCUAGACCUGGCCGGCGAUGUCCUACCCAGAGGAUGCUAUCAAGCGAACAUACCCUUUGGUAAACAGAAAAUCAGCUUGUCUUCAACGCAUCCGUGGUAUAGGAUGAGCUCAAAGGGGCAUUUCACAGGAGGUGUAGUGUUUUUGAAAGUCAAUAACUAUUCAUUGCCGGUUUCAGACUCUGGUCUUGAAGCAAUCGUGAUCUCAGAGAAAAUGCUGUUUGGACCGGCAAAUUCCAGGAGACAAUUUCAGAAUGGGGCGCUCAUGGGCAAGACCGAUCCUUUAUCUUGUCGUGAGGUAUCUCUCUCUGUGCAGGACCACAAAGACUUCGUUCAGAGAGGAAGCCUGUUUAAAACAUUCGCCGCUGAACUCGAAAACAUUUUGCCACGAUGGUUAUCAGUUUCAGCCAAGACUCCUCAAACGCUGUUUAAAUCGUUGAUAGUUUCAGGAAGAGACGUUCAGCGAAUACCUAGCUGUCACGGGGCACCUGUUUUUGAGAGCAGAAAUUACUUUGUGAUUAGAAUAAGCGGAGAGCUCAUCCUGACAAUAGCUGGAGAGAGUGUCGACGUCUCCAGCUCUUCUGAUUCCUCUUGGGAGUUCUGCUUUAUACUAGGUAUUGAAAGUGACUGGACCUUUAUACUGAUGUUGCCAGAGCAAGCUUCCGCAGCUCUUCAGAACACGUCCGUUUUCCGCAUCUUCAACAACUACAAUAUUCAGCCUCUCGGGAUUGGUGUUUCUCCCAGUAAACUAAUAAAUGUAAAACAAAAGUUUCCUAGCUUGACGUUUUGGAAUGGUGACGAACUCUUUAACUAUGGAGUGGAAACGACAGCUUCAGUGUGGUUGGGAUUGCGACAAGAACAGGGAAUAAUUGGUAACAUCAUGCUGUCAGCACAGGAUAUCGAAAAGACAUUCACUCACCUGUUUUCGGACUCUUGGACGGCCAUAGUACAGUUUGAUAAAUCGUUUCGAAAUACAUUUAGCAUCCGUGUUCUUGGGGACCCUGUUCCAAUUGAGUUCACCUUUAUUGUAAAAUCUGAUGUGAAGGCAAGCGCACUGUUGUCAUUUGGUGGGGAGGGAAGAACUUACUGUGGAGCAGACGCCCGACCUCCAGGAAUUUUUGCGAAAGUCAGCGUUAAGGGGAACUUUUUCAUUUUCCCACCAUUAGUUACUGCCUUUGAUAUCAGUGGUGAAGCGUAUCUUACAUUGGUUUUAGAUGCUUCAUAUGUAAAGAAAUUUAUUACGUUGAUUGAAAAACAUUCGCAAAUAUUAAGUGGAUACAAGUCAGACGUAGAUAAUCUCACAGACUCAAACCUCAGCAAAGAAGUUAAUAACCUAAUAACCCGUCUACAAUCUAUCACAGAAGGAGCCGUCAAAUUUUUCGCAGACACAGUAACGAAGGCCGCAGAGUUUCUGCUCAGGCUACAGUUGGGCUUGUUUGACCUGAAACACGCCGUGAACUAUCUCACCGAGAAAUUAUCACUAGACGUUAUCGCUUCUCCAGAACUUUUACCCCUACUCCCAGUCAAAUACUUAUUGUCCCGAAUCAAGGAAACCGUUCAUGACCUGCAAGUGGAGGCUUCCAAGGUGUUUCAAUCAGCCCUGGGUAUAUUUGAAAGUUUCGGUUUCAAAGGUCACUUUUCCAUUUCCAUUCUUGGAAGGACGUAUACUGUAGGCGGUGAAUUAGUAUGGGCAAGUAAUCAUCUUAAGAGAUGUGACCAGUUCCUGGACAUUUAUGAAGAGUUAGAUGGUGAGGAAGCAUUUCGGAUGUUAGCCUAUGUUGAAGCGGGAGUUACUUUAAAUGAGGUAAGUAAUUUAUGGAAUUUCUUGACGAUAUCUGUCGGACAAAAAAUAGGCUUCAUUGGCGCACAGAACAGUAAGAAAUUUGCAUUUCAGAUUGGGGCGAAAGCCAAUGUGUUAGGCAUCAAAGCUGAUGCUGACGUGUUUAUCAAGCACAACGGUUUAAGUUUCCUGAUAGAAGCGGACGUAUGGAAUAUGUUUACUGCUAGAAUAGCAGCAUCUGCAAAUGUCUUAGUCCCUCUUUCGAAACAAAAGCUUAUUUUGAAGGGGUCAUUUCUAGCGGGCUCGAAAUCAUUUGAAGGCAGCUUUGGGGACGCCGUCAGAAAACAAACAGAAUCGUUUGCAGACAAUGCAAAUAAAAGGCUUGAACGGGUGCAAAAAGAAUUACAGUCUUCAAAACAAGCAGUGACGGGCGCACAAGAUUGGCUGGAGGAAAAGAAACGGGUCUUUGAUGAUGCUCGACGUGCCUUUGAAUAUGUCGUUAAACGUCUUGAUCAGGCCAAACAGACACUGGAAGCCGCAAAGGGGCCGUUUAAGUCAGCGGAAAAAGCAGUGAUAGACGCAAAGAAGAAAAUCGAUUCUCUGUGCAAGAUUGAAAGAUGCUCGUCCCUUUGCAUACCUGGAAUUGCAUUAGAAUCAUGCAGUCUGGAUUGGGGUUUUUUCGAAAUUCCUUGGAUUUGCGUGAGAACCGUAGGUUGCAUGUUCUCAGUUCCCGAUUUGGCAUGUGUAGCCCGAAACAUAGCAUGUGGUGUGGUCAGAGGCCUUGCCUAUGCAGCCCUUACAGUUGCCGAAGCGGCUGUGCGUAUUCCUCUGUAUGCGUUAGAUUUGGCCAAAGCGGCUGUUUCUCUGGCACAGAUAGCCGUAGACAAAUCUCAAGUCAUAGUGGAUGUGGCUAAAGGUGCUGUGGAUCUAGCUAGUUUUGGCUUGGAAUUGGUGAAGGUAUCUCUUGAUGCGGCUAUUGUUGCAGUGGAAGUGGUCAAAGAGGCCGUUAAGAUUGGCGCACAGAUUGUUGAUUUUUAUUCUCAAAAUAGGUUUCGAUUACAUAAUUGACGUAAGAUCUUGCGGGUUUGAACUGGAAUUAUCGACUAGAGAUCUCUUCGAGUUUGACAUAUUUUGUGAAAUCAAUCCAUUUACCCUAGGUUGGAGGAAUGUAGGUUUUAAGGUGAACUUUAACAAUAUUGACA